AUGGAACAUUACACUUAUGGAAGCUUCUCAACGAAAUUGUGGGGUGCAAAAGGUGAGGUGUACAAAUGCCACUUUCAUAGUUUGCACGCGAUUGAACCAAGAAAAAUCAGAGCAAGAAAAGGAAUUACUGAAUCAGCCGACAUUAAAUGUGUCAUAAAAGACCACUGCAAGAGUUCGCCGUGCCAAAACCUGGGGACAUGUGUCAAGACGUAUUAUUCAUACACCUGCUUUUGUACGAAGGAAUACUACGGGAAGAAUUGUGAAAAGAAAGCUGGUAAUUUGGCAGGUAAACUCACUUACGGUGUCCAGUUGUGGUUUCCUCUGGAGGUGAUAGCGGGUCAAAUAUUUCCUUUCUUCAUCACUGUCGCUCAUGAAGGGGAAAAUCAAAUUAUCGAACUUACCACACCAUCAAAAUUAUUGAUCAGACUAAGACCGAGCGACAAAAUCCAAAACUUUGAUACAAAAUGUUCAGGUGGUAAAUGCAGGUGUGAUACCAAAGGGAAUUGCAAAACAGCUUACAAAGGAAUUUUGAUAUCCGACCUCUAUUAUUUGAAAGAGAAUUUUUUCCACUUGCCAAUGCUGUUUUUAAAUUUACAUACACUAGCAAUUGUGACCAAUGUUACCAUAAAGGUGUACAAUGAGAAAUUGAAUCUUACUGAACCAGUUUAUCAAGAAACAAUAAACUCUCUUGCCAAGUUGAGGUUACAAGACGUGUACUUUUACGACGAAGUCCAACCAAAUUGUGCCUGUCAAGUUAUUUCAGCGUCAGGGUCCAUAGAGUCUAGACCUAGUAUUUGCGUGCCUGACUAUGCUUUAAGACCCAAAGUCCCCUACGAUGUCAAAACUUUCUUUUCAUUUGAUCCAACAAUAAUUGACUUUGGUUGGCAAGCGUUUUUAAAACCAGGUGAUAGAGGUAAACUCACUGAAGUUGGAAUCCUACAUAAGAAAAAAAGGUCCAGAAUUUGUGAGGAUAAAAAAACCAUAAUCAAGGCCCAUUGGAGAUUUUACAAGGUUGAUGGAUUAUACACGAUGACUGACAGUGUAGAGAAGAGUAAGAAACUUGAAAUGCCGAAUGUAUGUACUGAAAAACAAGCAGAUAACGAUUUUAUCAACAACGUUUGCGAGCCCAAGUUUAACAAGAUGGGUUCAGCAGAUUAUGUUUUACGGCUGACUAUACAGUCCUACCUGCAAACCGGCGAUGUAAUACCAAAAUAUAGGGACGACGCCCUGUAUAACUACUAUUGCUAUUUUACAUUGUUAGGCAAGAAACAGAAAGAUUUUAAAAUCAAAGGGAAUGAAACUAUCAACGCGUGUAUGGUUAACAUUGACACAACGGCCGUCCCAAAUGAAGGGAAAAUGAUUUGGACAUGCAAAGUCAUAGAGAAAGGACCUUGUCCACCGACCGUGAUUGUGAAUGAUAAAACAUAUUUGGAUAACACAAAAUUUGUUGAAGGAAAAUAUGAAAUAUGUGCAAUUUGGGAGGUAGAAAAUGAACAAGUUGGUAGAAAAUGUGUAACAGUGGUGUGCAAAGAGAAAAAGAAGCCGGAACAUAAACCAGACUUGAUAAUCUCGUGCUUGGAGAACUGUUUGGUUACGCCAGACCCAAACGUGCCUGUAAGACUUAGGGUCAUUGACCGGAACACAGGCCAGCCUCCAAAGACAAACAUUACCUGGGAAAUAAGGGAUCCUGAUGGGAAAACUAUUUCUCUUGGAGAUGUCAUCAUUUCUGGAGGAGUUAAACCCUACGAAUUAAAAAUGAAUGUAACUAAACUGAAGAAGUGUGUGGCGUACACGGUGUAUGCACAAGAUGCUGCUAAGGACAAAAUAAUACCCUACAACAUUGAAUACUGCCCUAAUGAAAUCCCAACGGAAGGUAAUUGCACGAUGACUCCUAAGUCGGGAAUGAAAGGAUUUACAUUGUUUGAUAUCACAUGCUUUGGCUGGCAGUCGGAAGGACCGAUACUUUAUGAAUUUUUCGACAAAGGACAUGACGAUAUAGAACACUAUCAAGGUAGAAUGACUGGAUAUUCAUAUUCAGGUAUUUAUUCGCAAUUCAGGUUGACUCGAGGCAGGGUCGUAAUAUAUUUACUCAAUGAGGACGGAGACGGACCUUCUGUCACAAUCAAUGUUAAGUUGUAUGACUUUGACAGAAAUAUAACGCAUAUUGAAUACUUAAUGAACGAAAUUGAUGAUUACAUGGGAUACAAUAAUUAUCAACGUUAUACCUCAUGUAGUCAGGGAAAGGCAGGCAGCAGUGUGAACCGGGCGCACUCACUAUACUAUCAGAUGGUGGAAGGAAUUAGCACAUAG
Messenger RNA from Macrosteles quadrilineatus (aster leafhopper), 2310 nucleotides. RefSeq lists its product as uncharacterized. The transcript has 13 exons. Lineage: Eukaryota; Metazoa; Arthropoda; Insecta; Hemiptera; Cicadellidae. The record is from RefSeq and is a predicted model, not a curated record. Bases 1 to 2310 code for a protein of 769 amino acids.